Molecule: messenger RNA, 3009 nt
Organism: Pogona vitticeps (central bearded dragon)
Lineage: Eukaryota; Metazoa; Chordata; Lepidosauria; Squamata; Agamidae
Source: RefSeq, a predicted model, not a curated record
ACACUGCGCAGCAGGAAAAGGGACGGCAACGUCACCGCCGCCAUCUUGAAGAAGGGCACGGCUAACAUCCCUUCCCGAGGAAGCUUUACUGAUUUCAGCGUCCCUAUGGUCUGAUUUGUCACUGAGGAGCUGCUUUGAAAAAAACAAACAUUGAGACCUUGUCUUCUGAUUUUACAGCAAACACAAAAACUGGGCUUGAACGCUCAACCGCGACAACGAGCCACCGACUACUGAGAAGAGUCAGUGAGGAAACGAACCCAGAGGUAAACAGAAGACAUUGGCUUCUUGGCGGGCGGGUCGGAUCCUCAAAACCCGGAAAAGUGACAUCCUGGUCCUUUCGAAUAAACCGAUUGGCUAGGGAGCACAAAUCGUUGUUAGCUGACAGCCAAUAGUCGGUCGGCCGAGUAGAAAGUUGAUUGGUCCCCGAUCUGGCCACGCGCUUGAGGCACCGUUAGUCUACUCGCCUCUCUCGGGCGGAAGAUUUGAAGCCACGCCAGUACCAUAGCCCGCGUUGUGGAAUGGAAAAGAUCCAAAUGAAGAAGGUACUGCUGAACAAAGAAGAAGAGACUGAUGAGAAAAUUGGCAAUGAUGGGAAAGAGAACAUCUCCUCAGCCAGAAAGAUUUACUUGGAUUACAAUGCAACAACUCCUCUGGCACCAGAAGUGAUUCAGACAGUUACAGCAGCCAUGAGUGAAGCAUGGGGCAAUCCUAGCAGUUCUUACACAGCAGGUCGAAGGGCAAAGGAGAUAAUAAAUGACGCUCGUGAAAGUCUGGCUAGAAUGGUAGGAGGAUACCCCCAGGAUAUCAUCUUCACAUCUGGAGGGACAGAGGCCAAUAAUUUAGUGAUCCACACUGCAGUGAAAUAUUUUAAGGAAAGUAACAAACAAAGGCCUGUUGGUCCAGAAGUUCAAAAGAAGAUUUUAGGGACAUCUCCCCAUUUAAUUACCUCUUCCAUUGAGCAUGAUUCAGUCCGUCUUCCUGUGGAGCACCUGGUGAAAGAGCAUGAAGCUGAAGCUACUUUUGUCCCUGUGUCCAAAGCCACUGGACAAGUAGAAGUAGAUGAUGUCCUUGCUGCAAUCCGUCCAACAACAUGCCUGGUUUCCGUAAUGCUGGCCAAUAACGAGACUGGGAUUAUUAUGCCGAUCUCAGAACUCAGUCAGCAGAUUCAAGUUGUCAAUCAGAAGAGAGUAGCAUCUGGCCUGCCACGGAUCUUGGUGCACACAGACGCAGCUCAGAUGAUCGGGAAAGGCCGAGUGGAUGUGCAAGAUCUGGGAGUGGAUUACCUCACCAUUGUGGGACACAAGUUUUAUGCCCCACGCAUUGGAGCGCUGUACGUGCGAGGGCCUGGUGUCACCACUCCUCUCCAUCCCAUGCUGUUUGGAGGGGGGCAGGAACGGAAUUUCCGCCCUGGGACUGAGAAUACACCAAUGAUUGCUGGCCUUGGAAAGGCUGCAGAGCUGGUUAACCAGCACUGUGAGGAUUAUGAAGCUCACAUGAGAAAGGUUCGGGAUUACCUAGAAGAGAGGCUUCAAGCUGUGUUUGAAAAACAAGGAGUCCGUUUUAACUGUCGAUUGAAAGGCUCUAAACGACUUUGCAACACAUGCAAUUUCUCCAUAUUGGGCUCAGGACUGCAAGGUCGGCUGGUGCUGUCUCGCUGUAGGACUUUGCUUGCCAGUGUUGGUGCUGCCUGCCAUUCUGAGAAUGGUGACCAGCCAUCUGCAAUCCUGCUGAGCUGUGGAAUUCCUUACAAUGUGGCACAGAACGCCUUGCGCCUCAGCAUAGGCCGUGAUACCAGCAAGGAAGAUGUGGACCUGAUUGUAGAAGACCUGAAGCUGGCUGUGGCCCAGCUGCAGUAGGCCAGAUUCUCGCCAGAGCCCGUGAGGGCAUUUUUUUUUUUUUACUGAUUUCCCUUUGAUUUAGUGCCACUUACAUUUGACAAAAUAAUUCCUAGUUAUUAUCAGUUCUUGGCCAUUGAAUUGCUGCUGUACCAUCACUAAUUUUUCCAUGGCCACCAAAUGCACUAGCCAUCUUGACCCAUAGUGACAGCUGUUCUUGCUUCCAGAAAUCAGUGUCCACUGAGUGCAGUCACUGUAUUUAGGAAGCUGCACCUCUGACUUUUAGGAAAUAAUGGGAAAUGCUUCCAGACAUAUGUUCAAGUCUUGAGACCUUUAGAUGGAUUUGGAACAGUGGGCAAGCAUUUGCUGUGGUACCUGGAAAUGGCUUGAAUCCUUUGAUAUUCCCCCUUUCCAAUUCCCAUUUGCAAGGAACAAAAAGCAAUUGAAUUCAUCUGACCCCCCCUCCAUGUGAGCCCAUAAGGAACAUGCAGAUUACCUCCUGCAGCAGUAGCAGACAACUGCAUAGUUGCUCUGAUACUGCACUGUAUUUAAUAGAGCUACACAGUGGAACAAGAAUUAGCAAUGGACUAUCAGAAUUAAAGAGCAAAUUUGGCAGCUUUUGCUUUGUUUAAGAACCAAUAUUAAGGUUGUAGAGAACCUGCGACUUUUCCACUAAGCUUACAUUAAAGCUCUAGUUUGCUUUAAUGUAUGUAAAGUUCUAGUAAAGUGAUGAUGAAAGAUCUGAACCAGGACUAGUUGCUGUCAGUUUCUUUCCAAGAGAAGCCAUAGACAGGCCUAUGGUUACCGCAUGAAAGGAUGGGGGACCUUUGCUGCAGCAGAGUUGCUGUGAAAGGCAGUUGCCCUAGAGCAGCCUGUUCUCUCUUUUCAGGGAGAGGCAGCUAGCACUGAUCCAGUGUUACUACUAAUCUUGGCUGUGAGGAGGAGGAAGCAAUCCAUGUAGAUUUUGUGUUAGGGUAAAGAUGAGCUUUUCUGACUGAAAAUAAUGUAGAAAUAAUGUGCUGCACCUUUCCAUCAGAAUAGCAGUAUACACAACAAGUUGAGAUGUGGAAUAUUUAAGCAAACCUAUUUCUUCUACACACUUCUCUUUCUUUUGUAGUGGUUUAGGUGUCUGGCUACAGAACCAGAGGUUGGGAGUUCAAUUCCUCAGGGAGCC